This is a messenger RNA of Perca fluviatilis (European perch), 786 nucleotides long. Its product is annotated as diamine acetyltransferase 1-like. The transcript is spliced from 6 exons. The coding region runs from base 162 to 671 and encodes 169 amino acids. Lineage: Eukaryota; Metazoa; Chordata; Actinopteri; Perciformes; Percidae. Gene Ontology annotation, molecular function: N-acetyltransferase activity. The record is from RefSeq and is a predicted model, not a curated record.
CUGAAGCUGCUGUAUCACUCAUGUGACACAGCCAAUGUAUUCUGUGUUUCUAAAUUCUUUGCCGGGGGAUGAACUCCUGAGGAGCGAAUGACGAAACAAAUUUUGCUUUUAUUCACAUUCAGAGGAUUAGUAAGGAAAGGGAAAAAGGGGAAAAAGAGAAAAUGGCCAGUUUUAUAUUACGGAAAGCUGAACCCAACGAUGUGUCCGAUAUCUUGCGACUCAUAAAGGAACUUGCUAAAUUUGAGGAGAUGGAAGAUAAGGUCAUGCUGACCGAGAAAGAUCUACUUAAUGACGGAUUUGGAGAUCAUCCAUUCUACCACUGUUUAGUUGCUGAAGUCCCAAAAGAGCAGAGCUCAGAAGGGUACACUGUGAUUGGCUUUGCCAUGUACUACUUCACAUAUGACCCUUGGAUUGGGAAGUUGCUCUACUUGGAAGACUUCUAUGUCAUGCAGGGGUUUCGUGGUUUGGGCAUCGGUUCACAAAUUCUGAAGGUUCUGAGUGAGACGGCAGUAAAGACUCGCUGUAGCAGCAUGCACUUCAUUGUAGCAGAAAACAACACAAAGUCUAUUGAGUUCUACAAGCGAAGAGGAGCAUCUGAUCUGUCAUCUGAAGAGGGCUGGCGUCUUUUUGAGAUUGAAAAGGAGGAUCUGCUGAAAAUGACUGCCAAAUAGAGUCUACUGUUUAUUGAGUGCUGUUGGUGAUAGCAAUACUCAUGUUUUGUUUGAUUUGGCACAGUCUUAAUAAAUACAAAAAACUGUUAUCUUUGAUAAUAAAUUGGUUCUGCUU